UUGUCGUAUAACCCUCCUCGAGUACCUGGCACUGACGAUGUGUCGGGCGAGCCGUUAUCUAAGCGACCGGAUGACAAUCCAGAAGUGUUCCGUGUGCGUAUGCAGCAGUACAGGGACAUGUGUGCUCCGAUCCUUGACCACUACAGCAGCAUUGCA
Molecule: messenger RNA, 156 nt
Organism: Zychaea mexicana
Lineage: Eukaryota; Fungi; Mucoromycota; Mucoromycetes; Mucorales; Lichtheimiaceae
Exons: 1
Molecular function (GO): AMP kinase activity
Source: RefSeq, a predicted model, not a curated record